CUCAUCUCCCAAAUGGUAUAAUGAGAUAUUUGGAACUCCAGGAUGAGACCCUGCCAUGAUGUCAUCAGCAUGUCUGAAUCUGCCUGUGUGUGUUGCAUAGGCUUGUGGAAAUACAUGCAUUCUUUCGCGUCGCAUCCGCAGACAAUCACUCAAAACUGAGAAGUCAACAUGGCCACUGAAGCUCUGAACGCUCUGAAGAUCUGUGUGGUGAUCAUUUACCUGGCUUUAACGGGACUCUGUGCAGAGGACUUCAGAUAUAUCCGGCAGUUCCUAAGGUACUACGAGAGCCUCUCUUAUGACAGAACCACAUUACUGCAGCAGCAUCAGCGAGUAAGGCGUCAUCUCGAUCCAGAAACCCAGGUGCUGCAUCUGGACUUAGAAGCUUUUCAGAAGGUUUUCCGUUUACGACUCAAGCCAGACUCUGAUGGGUUUGCAGAAGAUUUCAACUUCCUGUCCAGCAACCAGUCAUUGCAAGGCGACCUCUCUCACAUAUAUUCAGGAGUGCUGGAAGACGAGGUCGGAUCUUCAUGCCAGGGGUCAGUCCUCGAUGGCCAGUUUGAAGGCUCCAUCAAAACCUCCAAUGGGACCUUCUACAUAGAAUCCAUGCAGAGAUACACAUCUGAGUCAACAGAAAAUCACUCUAUCAUCUACCAUGAGGACGAUAUCGAUGACAUUCCCAUGGAAGGGGGCCGUGCUGGAUUCUGUGGUACGGACCGGCUGCAGAGUCUCAUCCAAAGCCUCAGACAGGAUGAACCAGUGCCCAGGUCAAAACGUACAGUAGACCAGUCCAAGACUACCUGUCUCCUCCAUCUGCAUGUGGACUAUUUGUUUUAUCAGCGGUUUGGCAGCAUCGAGGCUGUCGUUGCCCAGGUUGCCUCAUACAUGAAAGCAGUAAACAAUAUAUUUCACAAGGCUGAGUUUGAUGGGAUCGACGUAAUUGACUUCAAGGUGAAAUCGAUGAGUUUUGUUUUAGAAGAAAACUCAGAUGACCCGCUGCAGGAGACUUUCAUUGGCCCCGAGAAGCUGCUGAGUCUUUAUUCAGAGACGAACUGGGGAAACUACUGCCUGUCCUUCCUGCUGACCAGCCGCGACUUCAGCGGCAUCCUUGGCCUGGCCUGGGAGGGGAAACCAGAUAACUGGGGUGGGAUCUGUUCCAAACCCAUACACAAUCGGGAUGGCCAGUCGUCCAGCCUGAACACUGGUCUGAUCACCCUGAAGAACUUCGGACGUUACCUUCUGCCCAAGUUCGUCCAGCUGACCUUCGCUCAUGAGCUUGGCCACAGCGUGGGAGCUCCUCAUGAUGAAGGCUCGGAUUGUGGUGGUCUGGGAAUCACUGAUGGGAAAGGACACUUCCUGAUGUUCCCACAUGCUGCAGACGAGGUGAAGGAGAACAGCGACCGUUUCUCGCCGUGUAGCCUCCGGCACAUGAGCCGUUUGCUGAAGAUCAAGAAGGACAAAUGUUUUGUGGUCAGCGAUCAGCCAAUCUGUGGAAACCGGAUUUUGGAGAAAGGAGAAGAAUGUGAUGUAGGACUCAACGCAAGUGAUCCGUGUUGCUACAGUUCAAGGGAGCCAAUAGGAAUUCAGUGUCGGCUAAAACCUAACCAACAGUGCAGUCCUAGCCAGGGUCUGUGCUGCAGCUCUGGUUGUGUCUUUAAAACUUCUGGACUGCUGUGUGAGGAAGACUCUGAGUGUCGGAUGAAAAGCAUGUGCACAGGAACCUCUGCCACAUGUCCUCAACCUGCUGCCAAGCCAAACAUGACAUUGUGCAGUCUGGGCACACGGGUUUGUCUUAACGGGGAAUGUUCGCGCUCCCUGUGUGUCCUACACAGCCUGGAGCAGUGUGACUGCCCAGGGGAGAACAAGAAAGAAAAAUGUCACAUGUGCUGUCAGCAGAGAGGAAACCCCAACACAUGCGCGAGCACCACUUCCUCAGUGCUCUCAAUGUACUUUAAGGGACAGCGGGUGGCGUUGGUGCCUGGAUCUCCAUGCCACAAAAACCAGGGCUACUGCGAUCACUUCCAGACAUGUCGUCUGUUGGACGCGGAUGGCCCCAUUGCCAGACUGAAAAACUCCUUCCUGAACCUGCGCGAGUUUGAUGACGUAGCAGACUGGAUGAAGGCCCACUGGUGGGCGAUCCUGCUGGGAAUCCUGGGAGUCUCGGCCGUAAUGGCUGGCACUGUCUGUCUGUUUGGACAUACACUUGAGAGUGUCGACAGAGAAGAGACGACACGUUAACUGAGCUGGAAAUAUGUCUGCUGGACAAUAUAAACACUAAUACAGAUACACUGUUGUUAUAUAUUUGACAGUAUAUCUGAGUUUCUGUGCACUGUGCUCACACUCAUUAUAGGCACUGAUUUUUAAUCUCCGUAACUCUCACUAUGCAUUGACUAAAUGUAGCCUAUGUAUGCAACUCACAUUUUAUUUCUGUGAUUCUCCUUCCCUCUACUUUUUGUUUGUGUGUUAAAAGCAAGCUAGCAAUUUUUUCAGCAAUUCAAGUUAGUUACUCCUUCCAUAACAUUAAAUAAACACAUCCUCACAGGAAACAUCACCAUACCAAUGACUACACACAUUUUUUAGUCCAUUUAUGUGGAGUGUGUAGGUUUCUAACAAUGUAAGUUGUACCUAUAGAACAAUAACGUAUCAGAACGAGUGCAUUAAUAUAAUCCUGUGAUUUGCAACUGCACUAUUAUCAGAGCUGCUGUUAUAGAAAAUUUUAGCAAAGCAGGGUAAGUGCAACAAGUUUAAACCAGAGGUAAAGCCUAGCUUUACCUAGCUAAAAGCAAAAUAAAACAGAAGGAGCAAAUUAGAGACAUAGAAUAGACAUUUGCAAAUGCCAAGUGUAAAGUUUCAAAGCUAGGUAGCUAAUGUUUGCUAGGUAGUUUAGCACAAUGUUUUAAAUAGAUAAUCCCUAAAACUUACUUUCUUCAUGUUUCUUUCUGUGAUGUUCAGAGCUGUGAAUCAUUAAUUCUGCCACUGUUCAUUUUAGUAGCUUUUUAUUGUGCAAUCUGUUAUAGUUCGUAUUGUUUAAUCUCAUAUCUUAUACAUGUAUACAUCAUUUUUAUUUCAUUAUUUAUUGUUAUUCAUUUUGACUUUUUUUUUUUUAAAUCUAUUAGAUAAAAUUUUUAAAAACAAUAUUUUAAAAACAUUUUUACAGAAUUUUUUUCAGUUUCUCUGAACUGAACUGAAAUGGUUGUUUUAACGAACACAUUUCUAUCAGAAUCUUUUGUUAGAAUAUUUGACACUUUUAAAUAUUUAAAAUGUAUAUUUGCCAAUGAAAGACCAUUGUUUUACCAGUGUUAUAGUACUCAGUAGUUGCACACUAUUUGAAAAUGCAAUACAAUGUGCUAUUACUGUAAACACAUUACUGUAAAUAUUGAGUGCAGUAAGAUCCUGUAAAUUUAUAAGAUCAUUUUUAGAAAGACUCAGGGUGAGAGGUGUAGACAGAGAGAAAAAAGCCUCUAAGGGUCAAGAAAUAUCAGAUGUGAAUAUUCCUUAUAAACUUUGGUAAUCUCAUGAACUUGUACUGAGUGUAAAAACUGUUUGUCUUUGUGGAGUUUGUGCUGUAUUCAGCAGCCUGUGUGUCAGAUUGCCCUCCUGAUGUUAUCACUGCAGAAUACUGAGUACAGCUAUAUAAAUAACUCAGUAUUUAAAAGAGACGGAGCAGCGUUCAGGGCUGACUCAUCUGUGAGUUCUGCAUUAACACUGACACAAAACACCUGACUGCAAAUGUUCAUUUUUAUGAUUCUGUAUUCCAGAUAAAUUUUAAACCAUGGCACAAAAUUUCUAUGA
This is a messenger RNA of Pangasianodon hypophthalmus (striped catfish), 3789 nucleotides long. RefSeq names its product disintegrin and metalloproteinase domain-containing protein 10. Gene Ontology annotation, cellular component: plasma membrane. Gene Ontology annotation, molecular function: metalloendopeptidase activity. The coding region runs from base 169 to 2235 and encodes 688 amino acids. Gene Ontology annotation, biological process: Notch signaling pathway; membrane protein ectodomain proteolysis. The transcript has 15 exons. NCBI's taxonomy places the organism in Eukaryota, Metazoa, Chordata, Actinopteri, Siluriformes, Pangasiidae. The record is from RefSeq and is a predicted model, not a curated record.